Molecule: messenger RNA, 4215 nt
Organism: Eimeria tenella
Lineage: Eukaryota; Apicomplexa; Conoidasida; Eucoccidiorida; Eimeriidae
Product: PT repeat family protein, related
Exons: 14
Coding region: 1-4215 (1404 amino acids)
Source: RefSeq, a predicted model, not a curated record
AUGCCGUCGCUCGGACGCGCAGCAGCAGCAGCAGCAGCUACAGCUGCUGCUGCUCUUUUCUGCCUCCACCAAGUCCCCGUUUCCUACGCUCUCCGCCUUACUAACUUCCAUCAGCCCCUGGUCCGUAGCCUUCACCCACCCAUAGGGAGCCACGGGGACCGCCAGCCCAACGGCCCUGAGCCCCAUCAGGGGCCCCUAGCCAACGGCGCCCCCAGCGAGGACCUCUCAGCCACGAGGGAGCCCACAGAAGACCUCCCAUCAGUACAAAGGGCCACCAGAGACUCAGAAGGAUGGGCAUCGGAGCACGGCUGGGCCCUGGAGGGACAACGGUCUGGGCUAGCUCGCCCAGCUAGCCGCCCAGCUAGCCACAAAGAAACGCCGCCAGCUGGCCAGCUCACCAUCCACAGGGGCAGAAGACCAACUAGCCACUCAGAUGAAGAACUAGCCAACAACACAGCUAGUGACCCCACCAACGGUUCAGCACACGAGCCAGCCAAUGAGCCAGUUGACCAACCCGAGGCCCACCCAGAUAGCCAGCCAGCUAGCCAGCCAGAUAGCCGACCAGCCAGCGAACAAGAUGAUGAUCCAGCUAGCGAAGCAGUCGACUUUCCAGCUAGCGAUUUAGUUGGGAAGCCAGCUAGCGAGCCGGCUAGCGAACUAGCCAGUGAAGCCGCUAGCGUACCGUUCAGUGAGUCACGCGAACCAGCUAGCGAGUCAGACAGCCAAUACACCAGCGAGCCGGCUAGCGGACCGGCUAGCGAGACAGAUAGAGAGCCAGCUAGCGACUCACCUAGCCAAACACCCAGCGAGUCAGCUACCCACCCAACUAGCGAACAACCCAGCGAGCCAGCUAGCGAACCAACUAGCGAACCAACUAGCGAACCAAUUAGCGAACCAACUAGCGAGCCACCUAUCGAACCAACUAGCGAAUCACCCAGCGAACCAGUUAGCGAUUCACCUAGCCAAACACCCAGCAAGCCAGCUGGCGAACCAACUAUCGAGCCAUCUAGCGAAACAACUAUCGAGCCACCUGGCGAACCAACCAGCGAGCCAUCUAGCGUACCAACCAGCGAGCCAUCUAGCGAACCAACUAGCGAGCCACCCAGAGAGCCAGUUAGCGAUUCACCUAGCCAAACACCCAGUGAGCCAGCUAGCGAACCAACUAGAGAGACAGCUACAAAACCAACUAGCGAGACACCCAGAGAGCCAGCUAGCGAGUCACCUAGCCAACCACCCAGCGAGCCAACUAGCGAGUCACUUAGCCAACCACCCAGCGAGCCAGCUACCGGACCGGCUAACAAACCAGCCAGCGAGACAGCUAGCGAGUCACCUAAUCAACCAGCCGGCGAGCCAGCUAGCCAGCCAGCUAGCUAUUCAGAUGGCCAGAUAGAUAGCUGGCCAGAUGUGGAGCCACAUAGCCAGCCGGCAAUCGAAACAAGCGUCAACUCAGCCAGCGAGCCAGCUAGUGAGCCCGCUAGUGAGUCGGCUGGCGAGCACGCCAGCAUGCCAACUUCCGAGUCAGCCGCUGAACUACCUAGCGACCUAGCGGCCAAGCCGACAGUCGACCACGCUAGUGAUGCACCUAGCUUUCCAGCCAGCGAGGCAGCCUCUGAAAUAGAUGAAGAGCCCCCACACGGUCCAGCUAGUGAACCAACAGGCCACUUGAACGGCGAGCCAGACACAGAGUCAGGUAGCGAGCUGUCUAGCCAGAUUGCUGGCCACGCAGACAGUGAGCCAGCUAGCGAGGCAGCUAGCGAGGCAGCUAGUGAGCCACGGAAUGACUUUGCAAGCGAAUCAGCUAGCAAUUUAGAUAGCGGGGCAGCUGGCAACAUAGCUAGCAAGCCAGCGACAGAGACAGCUGAGGAACGAGCUUGGGAGAGAAAGAGCCUACCAGCUGGCGAGACGGCUAGCGAGACAGCGAGCGAGCCAGCUAACGAACCAGCCGGCGAGCUGUCUACCCAGCCAUCCUUCUUCUUCGAGGACUCGGACGACGAGGAUGACACCUACAGCCCAGAGCCGAGCAGAAAAAAAAUUAGUUAUGGGGAAGAAGAGAUAAUGAAACCCUCAAGCACGAGCAGACAAAGACUCUCGCGUAAACAGUACAGUGCCAGCAAACGCCCAGACCAGCAGCAGUACGCGACUCGAAAGGAGCAAACGCUCACAACGGAUUUUGAGAAUAUGGGCACGGAUAGAUGGUUCCUGGGCUCUGGCUACAACUUGGUCUUUGGAAACCCCCUGGGAGACGACCACACUCCAGGUGACCCUGGCUUCAGGGCUCCUGUGAUAGCUUUUGACUGGGGCCACGACAAAGAGGGAGUCUCGGCCGACCUAACUACUCUGCAGCCCAAGGGAGGAUAUAUACGGCCUUACGUCUCCUGCCAGUCCGCUGAAACGAUAGAGGAGAUAGAGAGCCUGAAGGAUUAUGUGACGGAUUUGACGGCAGACGCCCAAGUGGACGGAGUGCUUCCCUAUUUGCCCUUCAGCGGCAGCCUCAACUUUCGCAAGAUAGCCGACGAGUCUCUACGGAAGCAGAAUAAAACAUUUAUGAUGCGGGCCUACUGCAUAAGAUAUGAGGCAGGCUUCGCAGCCAUUGGCCUAGCCAGCAGCAAAACCACAGAAGCUUUUAACAAGGCAGUUGCAAAGCUCCCCAGCAGUUUCCCGAAUACACCAGAAGGCAGCAAAUGCACCCCACAGAUAUUCAAAAGUAAUGCACAAGCCACAGGAUGUACAGACGCCUCAAUCGUGCAAUGGAUGGAAUUCUUCUCUGACUUCGGCACACAUGUUACCACCAACAUUAAGCUCGGAGGAAAGAUAACAAAGCAGAUCCGCGUCCUGAAGGAGCACGCUCAGGACCUUCUAAACAAAACUAAAAAGGGCAAUGGCUUAGCUGAAAUUGCCGUAUCUAAAUUAUUCUCCUUUGACGGAUCCAGCAACAAAGCCUCCCUACAAAACGAUGCAGGCAAUUCAUUUGGGGUUACAGCAUCGACUUUUGUCGUUGGGGGCAGGCCUCCCAAAGACCCCUCAAACCCUCAAGAGCUUUCACAGUGGGAAAAAUCAGUGGCUGCCCUUCCGAUGCCGGUGCAGUACCAACUGCAGCCACUGACUCGUCUCUUGCCUCAGCACCUUCAUGCGGCCUACCGCAGCGCCAGCUCCUUCUACUCUCAGGCCUUUGGGUACAACAAAGACGACCUCGCUCUACUGACGGGAUCGUCGGAGGCAAUCACAGACGUUCUGCGCAGCAGCUCCACUGUUGUGUGGGCUGGACCUGCUCCCGGGUUCGUUGAUUGCCCGAAGGGCAAAAAGAUCCUCUUCGGGUUUGCUGCUCAACUAAGCAUGGAUGCUAAUGGGCCCCCGUUGGCUAUCAAGAGCUGUCAGAAUGGCAGCCACCGUUGCGAAGGUACCAGUACCACCAGUGGCGAAGCGCGAAUUUGGGCUGUUUGCGGCGACAAACCGAUUACCUCUUUGGAAACCUACAGCGUUGUAGAUCCCCUCCCUGAGACUGCCGUGGGGUGCAGCCAAGGCAAAGAGGCUUUGUUUGGCCUCCAGCUAACCUUUAUGUAUGAUAAAGCAGGCUUAGCCAGCGUCAGCGUGGUUCAUUGCUCCCCAGGUGCUAAGGAAUGCCACUACCAAGACGUGGGCUCCGUGCCCGAGCAGACUCAGUCUCACCAUUUGUUUUAUGCAGCCUGUGUAGAUCGCGAGCUGCCAGGUCUGCAAAAUAUGUUCGUGGCCUCCAACGCGGGCGUUGUGGGCUCCAGCCAAACUGUUGAUCCUGCUAAAACGGCGGCCGCAGACUGUGGAGCAAACGGCUCCAAUGUUGCCGGGUUUGCUCUGGAGCUGCACACCUUAAUGCCGCUGGUGCGAGCCGGCUUCAACGCGUGCUCUGUGGGAUACCGCUACUGUGGGCUUAAGACCUACGUGCUACCGCCAGCCCUGGAAGUUGAGAAGCUGUGGGGAAAGAAAACGGGGGUGGUGCGCCACAGUUCAGCUGCAUUUGCCCUGUGCGCGCUCAAGGAGCCGACAAGCACAACUGCAAAAGACGAUGAACUGCAGCAGCAGCAGCAGCAGCAAGAGCUAAGCAGCAGUGAAGAAAGCAUAAGCGAAACAACUGAUACGGCAGUAGAAGCUCCAGCGCCAGUAGCAACAACAGGAGCAAUGGCAACAACAGAAACUGCAACCAAGGCAGGAAGGCGACGCAGAGUGAGAAAAAUUGCGUAA